CGUGGCCGCGGCAUGGAGGAGCGGCCGCCGCGCCGCUGAGCCGCCGCCAUGGCCAAGAGCCGCGGGGGCGGCGGGCCCGGCUCGCCCGGCGGGAGCCUGGCAGGGACCCGGGAGAGCUUGGCCGAGCCGGGCGGCGAUGAGCUCAGCUCCCUCGGCUCCGACUCCGAGGUGAACGGCGGCGGCGGCCCCGAAGAGCGGCGCGUCGACAAGUUCGGCUUCAUCGUGGGCAGCCGCGGCGCCGAGGGGACGCUAGAGGAGGUGCCCCUGGAGGUGCUACGGCAGCGAGAGUCCAAAUGGCUGGACAUGCUCAACAACUGGGACAAGUGGAUGGCCAAGAAGCACAAGAAGAUCCGGCUGCGGUGCCAGAAGGGGAUCCCUCCCUCGCUGCGCGGCCGAGCCUGGCAGUACCUCUCUGGCAGCAAGGUCAAGCUGGAGCAGAACAUGGGCAAGUUCGAUGAACUGGACCUGCUCCCGGGCGAGCCCAAGUGGCUGGAUGUGAUCGAGAGGGACCUCCACCGGCAGUUCCCCUUCCACGAGAUGUUUGUCUCCCGUGGAGGCCAUGGGCAGCAGGACCUGUUCCGGGUGCUGAAGGCUUACACCCUGUACCGCCCGGAGGAGGGCUACUGCCAGGCCCAGGCGCCCAUCGCCGCCGUGCUGCUCAUGCACAUGCCAGCCGAGCAAGCCUUCUGGUGCCUGGUGCAGAUCUGUGAGAAGUAUCUCCCUGGCUACUACAGCGAGAAGCUGGAGGCCAUUCAGCUGGACGGGCAGAUCCUCUUCUCGCUGCUGCACAAGGUGUCACCUGUGGCCUACAAGCACCUGAGCAAGCAGAAGAUCGACCCCAUCCUCUACAUGACAGAGUGGUUCAUGUGCGCCUUCUCCCGCACCCUGCCCUGGAGCUCUGUCCUGCGCGUCUGGGACAUGUUCUUCUGUGAAGGGGUGAAGAUCAUCUUCCGGGUGGGCCUUGUGCUUCUCAAACACACCCUGGGCUCCUCGGACAAGCUCAAGUCGUGCCAGGGCCAGUAUGAGACCAUGGAGAGGCUGAGGGCCCUCAGCCCCAAGAUCAUGCAGGAGGCCUUCCUGGUGCAGGAGGUGAUCGAGCUGCCGGUGACGGAGCGCCAGAUCGAGCGGGAGCACCUGAUCCAGCUGAAGAAGUGGCGUGAGGCGCACGGGGAGCUGCAGUGCAAGUCCCCCCCGCGCCUGCACGGGGCCAAGGCCAUCAGCGAGGCCGAGCCCCCCACCCGCAAGGCGCUGGAGCCCGUCCCCUCCAUCAUCGUCCCCCCGGGGCCCGCCCCCGUGCCCAAGGCCCGCAAGAGCAAGGAGAAGAGCCGAGAGAAGAGCCCUGCCGGCCCCACCAACGGCCCCGGGGCCGAGGGCAACGGAGCGCCCGGCUCGGCCCGGGAGCUGCUGCACCCCCAGGUCUCCCCCCACCACCAGUCCAAGGAGAGCCUGAGCUCCCGGGAGAGCGAGGACACCUACUUGUAGGGCCGGCACGGCCAGGGCCCUGCCCCGGGCAGCCGAGCUCAGCUGAGCUGCGCACGGCCCCGGGCUGAAGGACACCCACCUGUGGGGGCUGCGAGGGGACCCGUGGUGCCCAGCGCUGGGCUGGAGGGAUGGGGACAGGCUGGCCGGUGUGGCUCCCUGGGGAUGCUGUCCCCUGCUUGCAGGGGUGCUCCCAGCCGGGAGGUUCAUCCAUGGGAGCUCAGCCAGCUGUGGUGACCAAAAGGGCCAGCUCGGGGCUGCGCUGGGUGCCCACCCCAACAGGGUGCCCACCCCAGCAGGGUGCUGGCAGCACGAGCUGUGGGAGCCUCAGCAGGGGGUGGCUGAGCCACCCGAGCUCCCUCUCCAUGGCUGUGGGAGCCCCUCGGGCCCUUCUCCCUGUCCCAGAGUCCCUCAACCCACCACCUAAGGGUCCCUCCUGCAGCCCUCGACCCUGUGCCAGCCGCACAGACCCGGACCCCAUCCCCGAGCACUCACGCCUGGUGCAGGGGGCCUGGGGGUGCGCGAGGAGCCGGGGGGCUGCCCCUCACCCCCUCCUCUUUAUCUAGCGAGGAUGUAUCAAGCUGUAGCCCUGUAUGUAGUGCCCCAUUUACCUACUCACUGAGCCUAUUUAUUGUUCCUCCGUGGCAGUAACCGUCGCAGGACAGGGACCGAGCAGGAUGCGCCGGAGGCAGCAGGAUUUGAUGCCAGACCACAACCGUGGGGCUAAAGCCCCUCUCCUCCCUCCCCCCAGUUUCCUGAGCUCCCUACAGCUUCCGGGGAGCCUUCACCCCACUGCUGCUACCCACCCGCCCCCACCGAGGCCUCAGCAGAGAUGAGGUGGGGUGGGCAAGCAGCUGGGUGCUCCCCCAGGGCGGGGGCCCCCUCUCUCCCCACUGCCUUCCCCGAGGGCCAGGGGCAGCUUUGUAAAAUAAAGCAGGGAAAGUGGUUUUGUACAAAGGGGUAAAUAAAGCAGGACUGUGUAAAGGCA
Molecule: messenger RNA, 2467 nt
Organism: Pogoniulus pusillus (Red-fronted tinkerbird)
Lineage: Eukaryota; Metazoa; Chordata; Aves; Piciformes; Lybiidae
Gene: TBC1D10A
Product: TBC1 domain family member 10A
Exons: 9
Coding region: 49-1482 (477 amino acids)
Source: RefSeq, a predicted model, not a curated record